AAUGUGGGGAUAGGAAGAUGGCUGCCCCCUAGGUUAUCUGCGGUCGCGGUCAAGAACCUGCAGAAAAUCGCUUUUACUUCCUCGUACAGUAUCAUUGUGAAAGCAAUUUUAACGGAAAAUGAUCCGAUACUGUUCAAUGCCUCAGUGUAAUACCUAUUGCACCGAGGUAAGAAUCGGUUUUCACCGAUAUCCAGCGGCUGGUGCGCUGAAGAAAGAGUGGCUCUCGAAGUUGAUAUUGCGAGGAAGCCUUCGAUUCACCGCAAUGGUUUUCUCUAAACAAUUCACCGCCGAAGACUUCAAACCAAGGAUGCAUGACAACCGAUGAAUCUCCCCAACGCCAACAAGAAGCAGAGCCAAAAACGGUGGCACAACACUACAGAGAAACGUCCGUGAAAGGAAGAUCCGACGAGUGUUGCCGUCGUGGAACAGAAAUAUCGACGAGCCAGGUGCAUGAACGCCAGUCGAGUUUCGACGAAACGGUCAGGCACGAAGCGAGGGGGACGGUGUCAACGCCGCUGCUUCCUCGGCACUAGCCACCGACGCGAGACCACUGGGUCAUCGCGGCGGCCGCAAUCUUGGGAGCAGCUGAGAAGCGGCCAUGGCUCACUCAGCUGUUUUCACGCGGCGCGAGGUGUUUGUGGCUGCCUGCCCUUCAUGCAGCGGCAUUUGCUCCGCGGACACGUAGCAAUGCAAUACCUCGGGGAGAUUUCCCAACACGCCGCGCCACCGCGAUGCGCGUCGACGGAACUUUCUACUCACUCUAUGGAAAAAAACAAAAUAUGACAACGAAAAAAAAACCCGAGGAGGCGAACGAAACAAUCGCCUCCUCCGCUCCGGUCGACUCCGGUCAGUGACGCGGCACAGAACCAGCGCGACCACUGCACAAGAAGUUCGCAGCCUUGGACAAGCAGCGGCGAAGGCUCCCAUUUUCUUUGUUGUUUUUGUUUUGCCCGAGCCCGCAGCCGUCAGAGAUACGUGACGUCUCGCGGCCACAAUCCGCCAUUGGAGGGAAAAUCCCGCGCGCGGGACGAUUUCGUCAUAGCGCCGGGCGCUCAUUGGUCGGACGUCGGAGACGUCACAUCCUGCGUCCUGACGCCUGCUGACGCCCGCGCGCGCCUGUGCGUGUGUGUUCACUUCCCGUAACGGUUAGUCAGUCUGUUGCGGCUGCCUUUGUGCUCGGGGUGUGAGUCCGUGCGUUCCCUGCUCGAGCGUCCAGUCUGCGCGUCUUGGAGCCGUGGGUCUCGCGCCCCGGGUCCCGCCGCCGUUCCGCCAGUGCCCCGCCCGGACCAUGGUGAUGGAUAACGACGCCCAGAAGGUAAUCGCCAUUUCGCUGGGCAAGAUCGCCACCUCCCGAUGCCAGCGUGGGGGACCCAGUUUGCACCGCAGCUUGCUGGUGGCCAGCGUGCUGUACAAAGCCCGGACCACGUACGUGGACGACGUGUUCCCGUCGUUCGGACAGCCUGCCGUGAGUGACCCGUGCCCGCAGGAUGCCAACGACGACGUGUCGACCGACGGCGACGACGGGAGCGUCGAGGCCGCGUCGGAGGCUAGGCCUAGCAGGACGGUGACGUCGACCUCGCCACUGACGUCACCGUACGAGGAUUGCGAUAGCACGGACGGCAACGAGCUGAGCGGCGACGACAAGGAAAACGUGCAGCCCAACAACGACCGCCUGAGCCCGGAGGCCCCCGUCAGGUGCGCCAAGCGAAGGCGGACGCUGGACGAAGAGGACUGCGCCAAGCGGUGCAAGCGGGACACUGCGCUCUGGCGACGCUCGAGCUCGUUCUGCCCGACAGACUCCGAGACGGACAGCGACCCCGAGCCGGCCGACGUCGAGCCUCACGACGGCGGCGAGGCGGCCAUGGAGGUCGAGUCCAUCUCCAACCUGGUGCUCGCCUUCAACUCCGGCCUCAAGGGACUCUCGUGGGACGCCGAAGACGCGACGCUCGACGACCACGGCCUGGCGCCGCUACGACGCGGCGUGUCGCUUCCGGACUUGUGUGGUCAGCACCGGACGCCCUCCUUUCCGGUCGCCGUGCUGGCUGUGUGAACCGACCGCCGCCGCUGUACAUAGGACGCACUGUACAUACCCGCCUGUAAGAUAGACCUCCCAUCCCUGUUUCUACGAAGACCGAGCGCGCCGUUGCUGGUAAUAAAAGUGUCGAUGCGAA
Ixodes scapularis (black-legged tick) is the source of this 2171-nucleotide messenger RNA. RefSeq names its product immediate early response gene 2 protein. Lineage: Eukaryota; Metazoa; Arthropoda; Arachnida; Ixodida; Ixodidae. The transcript has 2 exons. The record is from RefSeq and is a predicted model, not a curated record. The coding region runs from base 1289 to 2050 and encodes 253 amino acids.